CCAUGGACACUUUGCCCGAGAGAGUACGUGUGUUAUCAGAGGUCGGCACCUCUCUUGAUCAACUCGCUGGCGAAAAAUCACACAAACACAAAACCAAAUAGCACAACUUUGCUCCAAAUCUUUUCUUGUCUCAUAUCCUCUCGUCAAAAAAUGGUCCAGCUUUCAAACCUUCUAGUGGGCUUGACCUUGGCCUCGAUGGCUGUCGCCCUUCCUGCCGCAAACAUGGACAUUGCCCCGGCGGCUAACUAUCGAAGACUUCCACAACCUGAGCACGAUGCUGCUUGGGAAGCAACCCUUGUGAAGAAGCAUGGCGGUCCAGGCCAUCACGACGGCCCUCCAAAACCAGACCCAAGCUCUUCAUGGGGGCACGGGAAGAACGAGAAGCGUCAUGGUGGUAGGCCAGAGCACAACAGCCACCCGGGAGCACCUUCGCCUACAGAUGGAUACCAUCAUGGACAUCUAAACAAGCGCCACGGAGGUCACGACGGACAUUACCCACCUGGUGCCCCUCAUCCCACAGGCAGCCCGCACCAUGAAGGGCAGUACGGAAGAAACUCUUUCAUGAAGCGGCACGGACCUCAUCACAACGGCCCCUGGCGCCCAUCUCCUACCGGGUAUGUGGCUCGCCAUGAAGAACACAAGCCCCAUCACCCAAAACCGACCGGGGGCUACGAGCCCCACCCAGGUCAUGGCGACUGGCAUGUGCCCCAACCCAAGCAGAAGGACUAAGACUCCGGGCCUUUGCCUCAUCCAAACUGUCCCUCGCAAUUUUCCGGCAACGAUGCAAAAUGUGUAAAAUUCAAUCUAUACGGCAGCGUCACGCUGCUUGAAAUAUCCUGAUAGACUAUCUAGGGCAUGCAUCAAGCGUUGACUGCUGCCACAAUCCUUUGAAAUGGAGAUUCUGUCUCACUUUUACUUUUCUUGGCUGGAGUCCGUAUUGCCUGUA
Messenger RNA from Pseudovirgaria hyperparasitica, 946 nucleotides. RefSeq lists its product as uncharacterized. NCBI's taxonomy places the organism in Eukaryota, Fungi, Ascomycota, Dothideomycetes, Acrospermales, Acrospermaceae. The record is from RefSeq and is a predicted model, not a curated record. The transcript has 2 exons. The coding region runs from base 151 to 729 and encodes 192 amino acids.